Molecule: messenger RNA, 726 nt
Organism: Osmia bicornis bicornis
Lineage: Eukaryota; Metazoa; Arthropoda; Insecta; Hymenoptera; Megachilidae
Product: dynein axonemal heavy chain 8-like
Exons: 2
Biological process (GO): microtubule-based movement
Cellular component (GO): dynein complex
Molecular function (GO): dynein light intermediate chain binding; dynein intermediate chain binding; minus-end-directed microtubule motor activity
Source: RefSeq, a predicted model, not a curated record
GAUUUACAAUGCUUUAAUCAAUGUCUUUAUACAUUAUGAAUUAAUAUACCAUAAAGCAUGGUAUGAUUCAUCCGAAAUUGUAGGUAUAACUAUCGCUAUAUAAACAGUAAACUAAUGAUCAUUUGAAUCAUCGCUUAUUGCAAUUUAAAGGUUCGAUUAGCAUUAGCUUCACCUCUACUUAUACGGCAUCCAGAUACAAAUAAAUAUCACUUAAAUUUUGACUCUUAUAUUAUUGAAGUGAUACGUGAGUCAGAACACAUGGCUAGAUUUAACUUAGAAGUACCGGACUUUAUACAGAUCAUAACAUUCUGUAAAGAUAAAAUUUUUUCAUCCUAUGAAACUGUGAAACAAUUAGUCGAAGAAAAUAAUGCAUUGAGGCGAAACAUUCCAACAUUGUUUCUAAAUUUGAUAAAAAGUGUUCUUGUUAAUCUUGAGAUUGCUUUUCAACCCUGUCUAUCAGUAGUAACAUGGACAAGUUUGAAUAUCUCUGAAUCAUGUGAAGAAAUAAAAAAAGCUAUUCGAUCUAUGCAAGUUUUUGUAAAAGAGAUAACAGACAUGAAGGAGGCAAGAGUUGAUGAAAUCUUUGAGUCUAUUGCAGAUGCUAUAUUAGUGAAACUUAAUGGUAAUCCAAAACCUCCAACACAGUUAUUGGAUGAUAAUAUUGCUUUUGGAAGUACAGUUGCUUCUGACAUCGAAAUAAAAUCGUCAGCAGCAGAAAAAGCAGUC